Molecule: messenger RNA, 1377 nt
Organism: Mesorhabditis spiculigera
Lineage: Eukaryota; Metazoa; Nematoda; Chromadorea; Rhabditida; Rhabditidae
Source: the annotation of a GenBank genome assembly
AUGCCCUUAUCGCAGAUGCCCGAAGCAGCAAACAGCUCGGUGGAGUCUCUACCAAAUAUGAGCCGCUCUAGCACCAGCAUGCUUGAAGAGCCACUAUUACCGGUUGAUCGCAGAAUUGGCAAAGACCGGCGACGUUUUGUUGUCAUCUCCGUCUUUGACUUCACCUUCACUGCCCUCCUAUGGCUACUAUGGACGGUAUCGAAAUCUGAUGACUGGAAAGCAGCCUUCCUGCAAGAAAUUAACAUCUUAAACCCAGAAUUUUUGAAGCAAAGCCUUUUUGACUUGGUAGUGGUCGCACUGCUUCGUUUCUUGAUCCUGCUUACCGUAUAUUCACUUUGCCGUUCGGACAGCUGGAUCCCAGUCGCUUUCACAACAUCUGCGACGACAAUUUAUUUAAUUAUUAAGAUUCUGUUCUUUUUCUCGAAGGAGCAAGCCGGUGUGCCGCAAUAUUUAAUUAUUUUGUGCUCGUUUUUGAUUUCAUGGUUCGAGCUGUGGCUAAUGCCGUUCCGAGUUCUGGCUCGAGAGCGUGAAUACGGGUCUGAUCAGGAGUCAGUUGUUGCUCAUUCACGUGCCAGUACACCAGGAAGACCGCCGGGUAUUCGUCGACGUCCCCAGUACGCCACCACAUCCGCCGAUGAAUUCCAUAGCGCUGUGGAUUACACCAGUGAUGAAGAACAAAACAGUGCACCUGGAUAUUUCCGAAUCCCGAAAGGAACGAUGGUGCGCAACCCCCAGACUCGGAAGAACUUGGAGCAGCGGCUGAAUAGUUGUAUGCUUACUGUCGGAAAACUUUUGGUGGAUGCCAGAUCGGGACAAUGGAGAGUGGCAAGAAAGCCUGAUCCCCAGGUCCUGCAAUCCGCUGAAAAUGCAUUCUACGUAACAUCCACCAUUCCGAACGCGAAGGCUGAACAAGUUUUUGACGCUGUCUGGAAGAAAACUACGGCCUGGAAUGAUCAGGUUCUCAAUGCGCAGACCAUCCAAUCCCUUGAUGAGAAUACAGAAGUGUUCUUUUCAACCAGUGCUCCUGCAAUGCGCGGUUAUGUGGCAUCAAGGGCUUUUGCCGAUAUUCGUCGAAUCGUGCGCGGGGAACCCGGGGUGAUCUCUGGUUAUUUCGUCGAUUGUGCCGAUGUCAUCCAGCCGAACGGAACACACCCCUGCACGAUUGGGAAUAUUGUUGGCGCUGCCAACGGUCCUUCGAUGAUUCGUGUUACCCAAGGGGAAAAUGACUGCCAGAUUGAGUGGAUGAUGCAAUGUGACCUCAAAGGUGGACUGCCAAAACGUAUCAUCAACACAAAUAUGGUGCGCUUCUUUGUCACUUACAUGGAAAAGCUCAACAUCUAUCUCACUGCCGUCGCCGAGACAAGCCGAAUUGACGUC